AUGCCUGUCAUGGUGGAAGACAUCAUGGGACUUCUUUGUUCUGUCUCUGAGGGGAAGAAGAUGAAGGCGGCCUUCAAGCACUCCGGGAAGGGCGCCCUGGUCACGGGGGCCGUAGCUUUCGUUGGUGGUUUGGUUGGCGGCCCACCGGGACUAGCGGUUGGGGGUGCUCUCGGUGGCCUCUUAGGUGCCUGGAUGACAAGUGGACAGUUUAAGCCAGUUCCUCAGAUCCUAAUGGAGCUGCCCGCUGCUGAGAAGCAGAAGCUCUUCAGGAAAGCCACUGCCAUUGUUGGUCACCUGGAUUGGACGGACAUUGUGCAGCUGACCGCUCUAGUCAUGGGCAGCGAGGCCCUGCACCAGCAGCUGCUGGCAUUGGUGGUGAACUACAUCACCACGGAGCUGCGAGCCGAGAUUCAGUAUGGCGACUAG
Molecule: messenger RNA, 426 nt
Organism: Chrysochloris asiatica (Cape golden mole)
Lineage: Eukaryota; Metazoa; Chordata; Mammalia; Afrosoricida; Chrysochloridae
Product: chromosome unknown open reading frame, human C19orf12
Exons: 2
Coding region: 1-426 (141 amino acids)
Source: RefSeq, a predicted model, not a curated record